Copidosoma floridanum is the source of this 2393-nucleotide messenger RNA. Its product is annotated as motile sperm domain-containing protein 2. Gene Ontology annotation, cellular component: endomembrane system; endoplasmic reticulum-endosome membrane contact site. NCBI's taxonomy places the organism in Eukaryota, Metazoa, Arthropoda, Insecta, Hymenoptera, Encyrtidae. The record is from RefSeq and is a predicted model, not a curated record.
GUGAGGUGACAACACACACGCCAUCGCAGAUUUUUUACUAGAUUGGCGUCUAAAUUUUCACUGUUUUUUUUUUUUUUUUUUUUUUUGUGGACAAAGUGCAUCGUGUUAACAACAAAUAAAAAAACAAAGUCAUGGUUGUGGACGAGAAGGCGCAGAUAAGGGAACUGCGCGACAAAUUCCUCAGUAAACUCAAGGACGGGGAACCAUCGGGUUCAAGCGAUUUUCAUCCAGCAGACAUUGAAAGAGUGUCAUCUAAUGACGACUGGCUAAGAAGAUUCUUGGAACACAACGAAUAUAAUAUUCAAGAUGCCUUAAAAAUGUUAUGGGAGAGUUGUGAAUGGAGAAGAAAUUUUGGUACAAACGACAUUACUGAAAACAACGUUAGAAUGGACUAUUUAGAACAUGGGGUCUGCUACAGUUAUGGAAAGGAUAAAGAUGGAAAAAAACUGUUUGUCAUAAAAUCCAAAUUACACACAAAGGGAUCAAAAAAUUUUGCAGAGCUACAAAGGUGUAUUGUUUACUGGUUUGAAAGAUUAGAAAGAGAAGGGAAUGGAAACCAAAUAUCGUUAUUCUUUGAUAUGAUCGACGUGGGCCUAUCAAACAUGGACAUGGAACUGACAAAAUAUUUGAUUGGAUUGUUCAAGAAUUACUACCCUAACUUUUUAAAUUACAUUAUUAUACUAGAGAUGCCAUGGAUACUAAAUGCCACAUUCAACAUAAUCAAAUCUUGGUUACCAGCUAAAGCUCUUCCAAAAAUAAAGUUUGUCAAAAGAGCAACUUUAAAAGAGUAUGUUGAUCCAAGUGUAGCAUUAAAAUCCUGGGGAGGCAAUAAUGAAUAUGUUUUCAAAUUUGUUCCUGAGGCACAAUCUAAUGGUCUUGUUAAUGGAAAAACAGAUAACAAAAAGGUGCACUUUGCCGAAAAUUCGCCGUUAACUGAGCAAGCUGACAGCACUUUUGGUGAUAAAUUACCAGACCAAGCAUUGUUGUCUGUCGAACCAGAAGUAUUAACUUUCACAAAAUCUGGAAAUGAUGUGAUAUCCAAGACAAUAACGUUGAAAAAUAACUCAUCAGAGAGUAAUGUAACUUAUAAGAUAAAAACAACUUCACCAGAGAAAUUUAAAGUUCGGCCAAAUACGGGAAUUCUGUUACCCAGUCAGUCAGUUUCGGUGACAAUUACAUUGCAAUUGGGAUACGAUCAUCGAAGUCUUGUUCCGAAUGACAGGUUCCUCAUCAUGUGUCUUCCCAUCGAAAAUAAAGAAAUGACCAAUACUGAUCUAAUUGACUUCUGGAAGAGUAAUGGAACAGCUUCAGAACAGCAUAAAUUAAUUUGUAGGCUUGGCAAUGACAGUUUCGAUGGCCUCAAAUCUAGUUUAGUUAACAAUGGGGCUGGAGAUGAAAAUUUAAUUAGCAAGUUGUUUACCAAGAUUUCUCAGCUGCAAGAUGAGCAAGCCAAACUAGAAAGCAGUAUCACCUCGUUAAAACGUUUAUUUGUAUUUUUCGGGACUCUUGUAAUCGUGGUGUUAGCUUGGUUCGUGCACUCGCUAAACAGUAAUGUUCAAAGUUUUAUGAAGGAACAAAGUCAUACUAGUGUUGUGGAGACGAUUUUACCAAGGCACGAUGAAAUCUAGUCAUAAAGUGUAGCUGAAAUUUUCCUACUACAGUACAAUUGACUGAAAUUUUUUUCUACCAUAGGGGCUAUUUCAAGGGCUAUUUGUAAUUCAACCAUUUGAUAAACUGUUUAAUCGCUGGUUUGUUUUUUUCACGUAAGUCUAUAUUAUUCAAUACUGAAGGAAAGGCAGUGGAUUAGUUAUUUUUUCUCAAAAUAUUUGUUACUUUUUGUUAAACAUCAAGGUAAACUGUUACAACUUUGAAAACGAAAAUGUUGUACAUGAAUAAGUUGUGAAAGUUUUCCAAUUUUUUAUAAAUUGUUUGCGUCUAACACUUGUUAUUUUUACACAAAUUUUCUCUGAAAUCUAAAUUUAUCACGUAUAUUAAGAGACAGCACAUAAGCAUGUUCAAAACUAGAAAGAACAAGAGUUUAUUGUGCGCUUGAAAUAAAAACGCUUAUGUGUACUUUUUUACCAAAAAAGAAGUGUAAGGUUAAGCUAAGAAGAUUUAUGAGACUAUUUUUAUAAACUUUUAUCUAAAUCACAUAUGUUGAAUUUUGGUGAAACAGAUUAUUUAAAUUAUUUGCAUUCCAUUACUUUGAUUGUCAAUGAAAAUUAUUUUCUGACAAUAGUGGUCCAAGUCUCAAAGGUAGAAAGUAUGACAAGAAAGUUUAUCACGCUUUAGUGCAUUUACUACUUGUAUUCAUUAUUGUAGAUAGUUGCUGAUAACCUGUAGACUUUCAAUGCAAAAUCAUUACAAAAUAAAAAAAACUGUACAUACAUAUU